AUGGACAUCGACAAAACGUUCCUGACCCAGACAUCCAUAGGACUGGUGUUGGUUUAUACCAUCGUUUCCAUCAUACGCUUCUCACUACGCUCCCUUCCGCCAAAAUACUACCCUCCAGGACCGCCCUGCCUCCCUCUGAUCGGAAACGUGCACCACUUCGCCUCCGACAAGCUUCACGUCAAAUUUUCCGAAUGGCGCCAAACCUAUGGCGACAUCGUCGGGCUCAAAGCCGGUCCCUUAAACCUCGUGGUUCUCAAUAGUGCUGAGGUCGUUCGUGAGCUGCUCGAGAAGCGAGGCAACAUUUACUCUGGCCGACCUACUGACUAUAUCUUCCGAGAACACAUUGUUCAGGACACGCAACACAUUCUUUUCUUGCAGAAUGACGCUUAUUUGAAAAGAUAUCGGUCGGCGGUAAGAUCGUUGCUGGGUCCUGCAGGAUGCGAGCAAGCCCUGCCAUUGCAGAAUGCAGCAGGAGCGUAUUUCGCCUAUAGGCUUAUCAUGUCACCUGAGAAGUGGGAAGACCAUCUUCACAACUGGGCCAUGGGCACACCGUUGACAGCAAUCUGCGGCCAUCGAGGAGCACAGAAGGACAAAGAUCUCAUCAAGCUGUUCUAUGACAACCAGAAAAACUGGCUGGAGCUGCUGAACCCCGGAUCCGCCCCUCCAAUCAACAUGUUCCCCAUCCUCAAGUACGUACCGGCUUUCCUGGCUAAAUGGAAGGGUCAAGCCGCAGAGCUGCGCAAGAAUCAACAGUACUUCUAUAAGAUCAUGCUGGACUCGGCUAAAGAGGAAUUGAAGCUCCACGAGGCGGGUCAGAAUCCUAAGCCAAAGGACUUUCUGUCUCUGAUGGCGAGGCUGCUUCAGGAGCAGGACAGUAAGACCGGUUUCGACGACCACCAGCUCGCAUAUCUAGGCGGAGGCCUCUACGACGCAGCUGUCGAUACCACGUAUCUCACCUCCUUGCACUUCAUCAAGGUCCUAGGCGCUUAUCCCAAGAUCUUGAAGCGUGCACAAGCCGAAGUAGAUGAUGUGUGCGAGGCAGGCAAGCCGCCCCGUACGCAAGAUCUGGAUAAGUUGCCAUACUUAAAGGCGUGUUUCUCCGAGGUUCUUCGCUGGCGCCCAGUGGCCACCGUCAACCUCCCUCAUACCCUCGAUGCAGACGAUAUAUUCCGCGGCUACCAUAUUCCCAAGGGCACGACCAUCCUCCAGAACAUCUGGGUUGACUCGCACGACUCAAACCUCUUUUCCUCGCCCGACACUUUCAAUCCCGACCGCUACCUCGCAAACCCCUACGGCACCGAUCUUUCGGUCGAGGAAUGCCAGGCAGAAGGUCGGAAACUGGUCUAUGCAUUUGGUAGUGGCCGUCGCCAGUGUCCUGGUAAUCUGUUUGCACAGAAUGGGUUCUUGGCUAUGGCGGCUAAGCUUGUCUGGGCUUUUGAUGUGAGAGCGAAAGGGGAGCUGGAUAUGAGUGUCGAGACGGGGUUUCAUGGUGGACUGUUGUUGGGUAGCGAGCCUUUUGCGGUGGAGUUUGUUCCGAGGAGCGAGAUGCAUCGUCAGGCUAUUAUUGAAGACUGUGAAAAGACACGGUCGUGGCUUGAUUGA
Molecule: messenger RNA, 1602 nt
Organism: Alternaria burnsii
Lineage: Eukaryota; Fungi; Ascomycota; Dothideomycetes; Pleosporales; Pleosporaceae
Product: cytochrome p450 protein
Exons: 2
Coding region: 1-1602 (533 amino acids)
Molecular function (GO): heme binding; monooxygenase activity; oxidoreductase activity, acting on paired donors, with incorporation or reduction of molecular oxygen
Source: RefSeq, a predicted model, not a curated record